Molecule: messenger RNA, 1794 nt
Organism: Aspergillus saccharolyticus JOP 1030-1
Lineage: Eukaryota; Fungi; Ascomycota; Eurotiomycetes; Eurotiales; Aspergillaceae
Exons: 2
Coding region: 1-1794 (597 amino acids)
Source: RefSeq, a predicted model, not a curated record
AUGGUUGGUGGCGGUUCGUCUGGAGUUGGUCCGUCUGGAGCUGGUCUGUCUGGUAUGGCAAAUGUCCCGUCUGGGGAUGUUCCACCCGAUCCGCUAGCUGCAAUACAGCAGACGCUCGCUCAGUUGCUCGGACGUAUGGAUAAUUUUGAGGAACGCCUUGCUAAUAACAAUAACCCACCAUCACAUCAUGUUCGCCACGUUGAAGUCCCUGUUAACCCUCCGGAAGAAGACUUGAAUGCUCGUACAAUGUAUGUCAAAGACAUGAAGCCUGAAGACGUCGGUUUCUUUUAUCCAGACAUGGACGGUGAUGAACCUGUGAAGCAAAUCGGCCGUGACAUGUUCUAUAAGGAUGUUAAUGUCUUUGUCGAUCGCGUACGCGAUGUGGUUAAGUAUCGUGGUGAAAAACUCGUCAAGAGCAAUUUGCAGGCUUGCCUACGUGGUACUGCCCUGACGUGGUUUACCUCUGGUAUGUCAGAACUCGAAAAGUCGAUGAUUUCAGAAGCAAGUCUGGAAAACGGGUGGCUCAAAGGUCUUCUGGAUCGAUUUCGCCCCAGUCCGUCUGCGGCUCUGUUGAAGCUGGACCGUAUGCACUAUGGAUUCAAUGACGUGAAUACCAAGCCGAUUGGACAAUUCGCUCAAGACGUGAUACGGUAUGCCCGUGCAGCCCGCAUGGAAGAUCCAUUCAACCAGCUGUUAUGCCUAUGGAACCGCAUUGAUGCUCGUCUUCGUGUCACAUUGACCAAGCCGACAGAACAAACGUCUGUAGGAGCAUUCCUGAAGGAGCUAGAUGACCAACAACAAGAAUGGGAAGAUCUAGUCCGCACAACCAACAGGCAUGACAGUCGCAUGCGUGGUAAUGCCCCCCAGAACCAAUCCCAUGGUAACCAAGGACCCCGUAAUCAAGGAUAUCCCCAAGGACGAUAUGAUGAUCGUUCAAUUAAUCGUGACUACCGUGAUAACCGUUUCCGCAAUGCUGACAAUGCCCAAAGACACCCCCCUCCCUCGUUCCAGAAUCGGUGGCAAUCGAACUGGCAACAGAACUCGUGGCAGCCGAGUAGCCAGUGGCAGCCGCAUCGUGACUGGCAACAGCGUCCCUACCAAGGUGGUCAAACGCAAUACGGCUCGCAGUCGCAGCCGCAGCCGUCGAAUCAAGGCGUAAAUAAUCGACAACCCUGGAAUCAACGUAAUGAUCGUCUGGGUCAGAGUCAACAGUAUGGAAAUCGUCAGAACCAAAACACUAACUACAGAAACGCCAACUACAGCCAGCAAGACGCCCGGUCUAGUGAUAGCGAUCGUCCUGGUAAUCGCUCUGGCCGCUACCGCAACAAUGCGUAUAUCGCCAUGACUGAUCCUACCUUACCUGACGGUGUCAACAAUCCUAUCCCCGAACAGUACACUGGUCCCAAUAUCUAUGGUCCCCCUGGAGGAAGGUCGUCUGCCGGCCCUCCUGACUACCCGUAUGGUCCCGAAUACCAAUAUGUAGAGAAUGACCCGUAUGGCGAUCAUGAUCAAUAUGAUGACAAUUACGAGUAUGAUGAUCCUGGUGAUGAAAGCAAUGCGUAUUACGAGGAUUAUGGCAAUGCUUAUACAGCCGAAUACGUCGAGGACGACUAUACCAAGACUCCGGGCACAGUCCCUGUCACUACACAAGACGAUGCGUCUUUCGUCCCCUGCAAUAAUUGCAACAUGAUUCUGUCAUUGUGUCAGAUCGAUAUGACCAAGAAGUCGCAGACAUCGAGACAGAUGGUUUUGUCCUGCAGUCUCCUAAAUCUGCUACCGCGGAAGUCGGUUUAA